AUGCCUUCCCUUUCACAUGGAGCAGUCUUGUCCGCCAUAGCUGGCAUGCUGGUCAUGGAUGGUGGCUCCAAGAUGAUGGCAGAACUUCUCGGGCAUCCCUUCGCGCGUGCAGCUUGGGGUUGGUCGAGUCCUUCGCCGCCGCCACCCAUGAUGCCCAGCCCCAGUCCGACCCCAACCCCAACCCCAACACCGCCCCCACCACCCCCGCCACCUCCUCCGCCCAGCUGCGGCACGUGGGCAAAUUGGGGCUCGUGCUCCGCAACCUGUGGCACCGGCACCCGCAUGCGAUCUCGUGGAGGCGGCUGUGCGCCGUUCUCCGAGUCAGAUUCCUGCUUUGUCACGCAGUGCAUCUGUGAGGAUUGGACACAGUGGGGCACGUGCUCGGCCAGCUGUGGUGGCGGAGCUCGUUCAAGGUCGCGGACAGGUGCUUGCCAAUCUUUCACGGAAUCCGGGGCUUGCAGCCAGACAGCAUGCCCAGUCCCGGCCCCGCCUCCUCCAAGCUGUGGUGUGUGGAGCGACUGGUCCGCCUGCAGCGCGAGCUGCGAUGGAGGGACGCGCUCCCGCUCUCGCUCAGGGUCGGGGUGUAGCUCCACCGUUGACUCCGAGGCUUGUGGUGUGGAGGCUUGUCCCAACUCUGCGUCCUCCCUGCAGUGUGGCACCUGGCAGCCCUGGGGCCCAUGCACCCCCACGUGCGGAGCUGCCACUCGCAUGCGCACCCGCGGCGGUGAGUGCCAGCCCUUUGUAGAGUCCGAGGCCUGUGCCUUCUCGAACUGCCCUGCACCCACACCCCGGCCGACCCCCACACCCACUCCGACGCCAACACCGAGCCCUACGCCUGCCACGACCACCCCCACCACCACGACCACCGUGACCACCGCCGUGUCCGGCACCAGCCCUUCUCCCUCUCCAACCCCAAGCCCCUCCGUGUCGCCGAGCAGCGCACGUGCGUCGGUUGUGGAGGUGAGGGUCCGCAUUCCCGCUAACUUUGAGGAAGCCAGCCGCGACAUUGACGGCUUCCGGUCAAGUUUCAAAACUGGUGUGGCGGAGGCGGCUGGCAUUUCGGAAGACCGCGUCAUUGUACGAGAGAUCUCUCAAGGAUCCAUCGUCGUAGACUUCGUGGUGGUUGGCGCGCGAAAACCAGAUGAAAGAGCUGCCUCCAUGGCUGUGCAGGAAGUGGAGACGAAGAUGCGGGACGCAACCUAUAGCUGGCCUGCUUCCAUCCAGACCAUCAUGGCUUCCGGUGCCCAAGUCGAGUCCCGCGCCACCCGUGACAUGGACCAGGAGCAGCUGGACACCAUGGCCGUGCAGGCGUCUGGAACUGUCUUCCUGACCCCCGUGGCUGACUACGCCGCGCCCGAGGGCUGCAGCUGCGUGGCGGGCGCGGGCGUCACGGCCGGCUGCGCCAACCACAAGAGCCUCUCGCCCCCGUGGUGCCUCGUGGCCUAUGGCUGCACAUCGGGCAUGGAGGGGGCCCAAGGCGCGUGGGCCUGGUGCGUCAAGGGCGAUGGCGCUCCGCAGGACAAGAAGCUUGGCGUGACGGCGCUCGUGCAGACGAACGACAGCCUGGGACGGAGUGUGCUGCUUCCCAUGGCCGCGCUGCUCGCCUACGGCCUGAUCUGA
This is a messenger RNA of Symbiodinium natans, 1620 nucleotides long. The record is from the annotation of a GenBank genome assembly. NCBI's taxonomy places the organism in Eukaryota, Dinophyceae, Suessiales, Symbiodiniaceae.